Cercocebus atys (sooty mangabey) is the source of this 3102-nucleotide messenger RNA. RefSeq lists its product as uncharacterized. The transcript has 3 exons. The record is from RefSeq and is a predicted model, not a curated record. NCBI's taxonomy places the organism in Eukaryota, Metazoa, Chordata, Mammalia, Primates, Cercopithecidae.
UGCAACCUCCGUCUCCCGAGUUCAAGCGAUUCUCCUGCCUCAGCCUCCCGAGUAGCUGGGACCACAGGCACUGCCACCUCGCUGUCUGAUCUUGACUCAGCUCUGUGUGUUCCGGCUUUUCACCAAUUCCCAUCCCAGCUGCAGAUGACAAGCCCCACCCCCAAGAACCUCCGACAUGGGCACGGCCCUGCUGGGUCUACCCACUGCUGGGUCUAGGGCCCCACUGCUCCUGGCAUCCCCUGGAAGCCUCCCUGUGUGACCCCCGGCCCCUCGUCUGGGUGGUGACGUCACCUCUCAGGUCCUGGCUCCCACAGGGGCUCCCGGCACCCCUGCCCCAUGACCUGGAGUCAGGAGGAUGAGAAAGGGGCAGGCUCUGCACUCAGGGACGCAACACCGUUGGGAGCUGGGGUGAAGGCUGGCCCAGGCUGUGUGCCGACCCCGCUUCACCCGGCCACCAAGCAGGCUGCCCCGCUGGCGUCUGUUCUGAUACAGUGGUCCUGGGUGUUGAGGCCCAGGCAGGUUGGGGCUGCUUUCUCUCUGGGUACCUGGACGAGCACCGGCCUCCCUGUGCCCAGCCUCAGGGCCAGAAGCAAACCCCACUGUGCCCUGCAGAGCUGAGCACUAGGGCCAGGAAGCCACACAGAUGCACACCCGACUUUGCAGAUGGAGCCCGGGGCGGGCAGCAGCCUCCUCCGGUGACAGGAGUGGCACGGGUGUCUACUUCACACUCCCUGCACACUCAGGGCUGGAUCACGCCUCCAAGCACCUCACGAUAGCCCCUGUGAGGGGGUCACAGGCGGACAGCAGAGGGAGAGCCCAGCCACACACGCCCUAAGCCUGACACGGACGGAGAAGCCCCUGCCCUGGGCACCGCCCCGCCCCGCAGAGUCUCGCCUGGAUACAUGCCCACCCCGCGGAGUCUUGCCUCAGCCUCAGUGGGGCGCACUGACCUGCAGCGGGUGGGGGCAGCCCAGUGCAAAACGGGAGCACUGCCUGCACACCUGCUGCCCACAGUGGCCCCCAGCCCAUGUCCCCCACCUCAGGACUGGCCCCGACAGUCACUGCCUGUGCCUGAGGCCUUCACAGCAGCAGGAGUGCAGUCAGAGGACAGGCAGGGCUGCCACCCUGGGCCACGGUCCAUGGGCACAGGGCGGGUACCCAGCUCCCCAUGCCCCUACAAACAAGAGCCGCCACCCCAAGACUCAGCCGCUUCCGAGGGCGCAGACCACUCCCCGGAGGCAGUCACCACUCGGUCGGGGCCCAGCACCCGUCCGUCACCAAGGAAGAAGAGCCUGGCCUCUCCUGGGGUGCUCCGAACCCCAGGGGGUGCCCGAGGGAAGCCAGACAAAGCCGGCGCCUGGAAGGAAGCAGGGAUGUGAAGGCCGGGCACCCACGGUGCCCAUGCAGGCCUGGGUGUUGGGGGCCUAUCCUGCCACGCCUGAGGGCCACAGCGAAGAGCAACGAUCUCGGGGAGGGAGAACGGGACGCUGAUCCUCAUUCAGCCUCCACCCAACCCACACGGCCACAAUUCCAUCCCAAGGGGAGAGCGCCGGCUCAGGGUCACACACCAAGGAUGGCUCCCGGGCACCAAAUGAGACUGCAGCCAUCCCCACAGGGGCUGCUCUCAUGGCCGGCUCUGGGCCAGAGCCGACCCUCCCUGUCAGCUCCCACCCCCUUCCCCAGCCCGGGCCUCAGGCCUCUACCUGCCCUGUUCUUCUCGGGGUCCUCCAUCUGGUCUGGGCCCAGGGCCAGUUCCCUGGGGAGGGCCCUGGCAGCCCCCUUCUCUGACUGUCUCCACUCAGUGAUGUCACAGUCCCUGGACUGACAUCACCACACAGCCCUUAGCCCAGAGCCCAGGGAAAAGCUGAGGGGAGGCCAGGGACCUCGCUGGGCUGGGCAGGUGCAGGCCACCCCCGUCCCAGUGCCCUCAGAGACACCUAGACUCAUGUGGACCCGGCCGUGGCCCCUUCUGGCCAGCGCCAUCCAGGCCGGCCCUGCCCUCUGACCUGGGGCCGCAGGGGCUGGCCACCAUGGGCUCGGUCCCCCAUCACCCCGAUUCAUCUGCACCCCAAGGAAAGAGAAUGCGGAGUUUCAGCGCCCCAGGACCCACGAGCCCCCGAACACCAGGGCAGCACAUACUUCCAGUCCCAGGGCCAGAGCAGAGCGGGGCCAGGCCCAGCCCGGUGACACAGGGCAGACGGAAGGGCGCCCUCCAAAACAGAAGAGCCCAGGAGCUGCCGCGGCCGGGACGAACCAACCGCAGGCUGACCUAGGCCGGCAAUGGGUUUAACGCGUUGGGUGCAAAAGAGAAACACUCCACAAAUCAGGGAGAGAAGGGAAGCUGCCCACGCCACAGGAGGAGGCUGAGGAGUGAAUGCCGGGGCCAGGUGGGGCCAGUCCUCACAGCACUGUGGAGACCAGACCAAGGGCGACUGUCAUCACCACGAAAAGGCCUCGUCCACGGCAGAAGCCAACCUCACCACACCGAUUGCACCAGAGAUGCCCAUGAGGAGAGCCGGCCUCCGAGAACGCGGCUGAGCCGGCACAGGCCACCGUCAGCAAAGGCAAGGACCCAGAUUAUGCAAAGGGAGGCGCGGCUGCCAUGGACUCUAGGACCUCAGACAGCAUCAACAAAAGCAAAGGGGACACAUUUGCAUCAAAUCCAUCACAAAGACGGCCUUCCAGACUCUGGGGGAAAUGGAGUCUCACUCUGUCGCCCAGACUGGAGUGCCUUUUCCCCUCACAGCGUGGGAGCCAACGGGUGAUGUCCCGCCCUGGUUUCCCUCCACCCGAAGGCAGUCACCUUGGUCGCCGGCUCCUGCCUCUGCGAUGAUCCCCACGAGGGCUGCAGAGUGGAGGGCACAGCGGGGUUCGGCCUCAUUACCCGGGGAGCCCCAGGCGAGAGCUUGGUCCUGGGGAGCUGCCCAGGUCUUUGCCAUCCCCCGGCCUCCAUCCAGUCCCUCACGACUUGGCUCCUGGCCCUGGGCACCGAGCGAUGCCUGCUAGGCCCGUGCGCCUCAGAGUCAGGCCUGUAUUCACUUCAGCUUUUAUUAAGGGCUUUCAGGGAUUGGCUCUUCUAAAUCAUCAUCAAAUAUAUUGUUA